This is a messenger RNA of Rangifer tarandus platyrhynchus (Svalbard reindeer), 219 nucleotides long. Lineage: Eukaryota; Metazoa; Chordata; Mammalia; Artiodactyla; Cervidae. The record is from the annotation of a GenBank genome assembly.
AUGGGCGCCACCCGGAGGAAAGCCAGCCGGGAGCCAGCUCUGCUCGCCGGGAGGCAGUUCGGCGUCCUGGUUAGCCAGGCCUCCUGCAAGUCUCUGGCCACCCAGCAAUUACGCACUGCGUGUGCCCUUGACCUUGGCCUCGCUGGGUGGCUAUCACGCAUUGUGAGCUGUAAGGCAGAGAGCUGCCCUGACCCCACGGGGCGGGCAGUGGGGGCCUAG